AUGAUUUCCGUUGACGUGAGAACAUCGAGCAUAAGCAUGUCGAGUAUGAAAGCGGUUGCAGUGUCGGACUAUGGUACGAUAGAAAAUCUGAUCGCGACUGAGGUUGCCAAACCUGACAAACCUGGAGGUCACGAUCUUCUGGUUAGAGUCAAAGCGACUUCCGUGAAUCCUGUUGACACGAAAGCACGAAAUGGGACCUAUGACGAUUAUCCGGACUACUAUAAGCGCACUCCUUCUGUGCCACACGUGCUUGGCUUCGAUGGCGCAGAUAUCGUGGAGCAUGUCGGAGGUAAGGUACAAGAUGUUAAAGUCGGCGACGAAGUAUUCUACUCCGGCAGCCCCAUCCGACAAGGAGCAAAUGCCGUGUACAUGCUCGUGGAUAGCCGGAGUGUUGCAAGAAAGCCCAAUAGUCUGAACUUUGCCCAAGCUGCCGCUAUGCCGCUGACCUGGAUUACUGCGUAUGAAGCACUGGUCGAACGACUGGAGAUCAAGGAGGGCGAGAAUGCUGGAAUCCUUAUCAUCAAUGGAUCUGGUGGUGUUGGAUCGGUAGCGUCUCAGAUCGCUCGACAACUGCUGCGCCUGCCCGUUGUUGUUACGACCACUUCAAGGGAAGAGACAACUGCAUGGAGCAAAGAGCUUGGUGCAACGCACACUGUCAACCAUAGAGAAGACGUGGUCCAGCAGAUUAAGGAUCUGAAGCUGCAAGUCCCGUUGAAGUAUGUCUUCAUCACGCACACUCCGGCGUCAAAAUACAUCAGAGAUUCGGCCUCAAUCUGCGCGCCAUUCGGGAAAGUGUGCAGCAUCGUUCAGGACCAAGAGAUUCCAAUGUACGGUACAGAAUGGAUGGCGAAGAGUCUGACUUAUGUCUGGUGCCUCCUCGGGACGAAGCCGUACUAUGGUGUGCAACUGGAUUCCCACGGCAAGAUCUUGAAGCAGCUCGCGGAGUUUGUGGAUUCUGGCAAGAUCAAGUGUCAUCACACACAGACGCUGCCCCUUACUGCUGAUGGGCUGCGCAAAGCUCACGAGCAGAUUGAAGCUGGGGGCGUGAAGGGAAAGAUUGCUCUGGCGGUUGAUGCCGAGGGUCUUGAUCCGCAGCAAGCAUUCACAUAG
Messenger RNA from Fulvia fulva, 1110 nucleotides. Its product is annotated as Zinc-type alcohol dehydrogenase-like protein. The record is from RefSeq and is a predicted model, not a curated record. Gene Ontology annotation, molecular function: oxidoreductase activity; zinc ion binding. The transcript has 3 exons. Bases 1 to 1110 code for a protein of 369 amino acids. NCBI's taxonomy places the organism in Eukaryota, Fungi, Ascomycota, Dothideomycetes, Mycosphaerellales, Mycosphaerellaceae.